ACUUUGUAUUUUAAUUAAUUCAGUCCAAGUCUCGCGGUGUUACCUUUCAGACAUCUUGCAUUUUUUGGACUGUGAAAGACAUACAUUUGGGAGUCCACAGACCAUCUUGAAUAAUUUCUCCCUCUUUUUUUCUUUCUAUUAUUCAAGGAGUUCCUUUUUUUUUCUUUUGUUUUACAGAUUAACGGAUUUUGCUAGGCGCCGCUAACGGGACGCUCGCUCAUGAACUCGUAAGAGCGCCUGCGGGUUUCGUCGCCAUAUCAGCGCAUCUCCCUUUGCCUUUUUUUCCUUUCCUUUUUUUCAAUAUCGAGACGACAUGGCAACCCCCGCUGCUGUUAAUCCAUCGGAGAUGGCUACAGACAUUCCGGGAGCUGGUGCACUGCCUGGAGCAGCUGUGGCAGCCGGGCAGGUGAGAAUGGCAGGUGCCAUGCCAGCUCGAGGUGGGAAAAGGAGAUCUGGAGGGAUGGACUUUGAUGAUGAAGACGGGGAAGGACCGAGCAAAUUUUCAAGAGAAAAUCACAGUGAGAUCGAAAGAAGACGCAGAAACAAGAUGACUCAGUAUAUCACCGAGCUGUCCGACAUGGUGCCAACCUGCAGCGCCCUGGCACGAAAGCCGGAUAAGCUGACUAUCCUGCGAAUGGCUGUCUCCCACAUGAAAUCCAUGAGAGGUACGGGGAAUACGUCCACGGAUGGGGCGUACAAGCCUUCCUUCUUAACGGAGCAGGAGCUCAAGCAUUUGAUCUUGGAGGCGGCUGACGGCUUUCUCUUCGUGGUGGCGGCCGAGACGGGCAGAGUGAUCUACGUGUCGGAUUCCGUGACCCCCGUACUCAAUCAUCCUCAGUCUGAAUGGUUCGGAAGCACCCUGUACGAGCAGGUCCAUCCAGAUGAUGUGGAGAAACUGCGGGAGCAGCUGAGCACCUCGGAAAACUCAAUGACCGGACGCAUUCUGGACCUAAAGACUGGGACGGUCAAAAAGGAAGGGCAACAGUCGUCAAUGCGAAUGUGCAUGGGAUCCCGGCGCUCCUUCAUUUGUAGAAUGAGGUGUGGCACUGCCCCCAUGGACCACAUCUCCUUGAAUCGGCUCUCCAGCAUGAGGAAGAGAUACCGAAAUGGCUUAGGACCUUCAAAGGAAGGAGAAGCCCAAUAUUCUGUUGUCCACUGCACGGGAUACAUCAAAGCCUGGCCACCUGCAGGAAUGGUUAUUCCCGAUGAAGACACUGAAGCUGGCCAGACCAGUAAAUAUUGCCUCGUCGCAAUUGGGAGAAUGCAGGUCACCAGCUCACCCAUGUCGAUGGAUUUGAAUGGACUCUCUAUCCCAACUGAGUUUCUUUCUCGGCACAGUUCUGAUGGCAUCAUCACCUUUGUGGAUCCGCGGUGCAUCAACGUGAUUGGCUACCAGCCCCAGGAUCUGCUUGGAAAAGACAUCUUGGAGUUUUGCCAUCCUGAAGAUCAGAGCCAUCUGAGAGAGAGUUUUCAGCAGGUGGUCAAGCUGAAGGGCCAAGUCCUCUCCGUGAUGUAUCGCUUCCGCACGAAAAGUCGAGAGUGGAUGCUCAUCAGGACGAGCAGCUUCACCUUCCAAAACCCUUACUCCGAUGAGAUCGAGUACAUCAUCUGCACCAACACGAAUGUCAAGCAGUUGCAGCAACAGCAGCAAGCAGAGCUUGAAGUCCAUCAGAGAGAUGGCCUGCCGUCAUAUGAGCUGUCCCAGGUGCCUGUGCCAAAUGUUCCUACUGGUGUUCAUGAAACAGGGAAGACUAUUGACAAAACAGAAGCCAUGUUCUCGCAAGAAAGAGACCCGAGGUUUGCAGAUAUGUAUGCCGGAAUAGCAGCUACAGGUGACAAGAAAAUGAUGGCCUCAUCCUCAAAUGCAGGAAGCCAGCAACUUUAUUCUCAAGGCAGCCCGUUUCAGCCUGGACAUUCAGGAAAAAGUUUCAGUUCCUCAGUUAUCCACGUGCCAGGUGUGAAUGACAUUCAACCGUCAUCCUCUGCAGGAGGCCAGAAUUUGGCGCAGAUCUCCAGGCAGCUGAACCCGGGUCAGGUGCCCUGGACUGGAAGCCGCCCGCCGUUUUCGGGACAGCAAAUCCCUUCUCAGUCAGGGAAAGCACAGACAUCGCCGUUUGGCAUCGGAUCGAGUCACAGCUACCCUGCGGACCCAUCCUCUUACAGCCCCCUCUCCAGUCCUGCCACCUCCUCGCCCAGUGGGAACGCCUACUCCAGUUUAACCAAUCGGAACACGGCUUUUGAAGGUAGUCAAAGUGGAGGCCAGUUUCAAGGCCGGCCAUCAGAAGUGUGGUCCCAGUGGCAGAGCCAACACCACAGUCAGCAAGGAAGUGAACAGCAUGGUCACCAGCAGCAAAGCCAGACCGAGGUUUUCCAGGACAUGUUACCAAUGCCUGGGGACCCCACACAAGGGACAGCCAACUACAACAUUGAGGAUUUCGCCGACCUGGGCAUGUUCCCACCAUUCUCUGAAUGAAAGAGGACGUCCACUCCACAUCUCGUCUCGCUUAACCGGCCUCUUUUCGAGCUUCGAAUGCACUUGAGUCCAAGAACCCGCUGAGACCACCUGAACGCAUUUACUUUGUCUUGAGCCGAUGGAGAGGGGUUGCGGGGGUAAGAAUUGUGCCGAAUUUGACAAAGGAAGCGGUGCCAUGUGUGUGCCAUCGGUCUCUUCAGACCUGCCUGAGACUCUCUGUCUCUCUCUCUCCUAUGAAGGUGGGAGUAGAAGGUGAUGACGUGUCCCUCUUAUUGUUUGAGAAACUCUGGAGGAGGGGGGCCCCUCUGCCCAUGUCGAUAACGCUUGCCACCAGACCUUACUGCCUCAUCACGUUUAAAGCUGUACGCAACCACGGAGACUUUUCCUUUCGUGCCUAUUUCAAGCCGUGAAUGAGAUUUUUGCCGCCGAGCUUUGGUGUUCUCAGUAGAUGUAGAAAAACGCUGCAAACCCGCGCUAGUAGAGUGAGAAUAAGAAAAAGGUGAAAAGUGUGCAAUUAGAAGGAAAUGCGAUAAGGGAUCGAAUAUAUAACUGGACACUAACACCGGAGGGGAAGGGUGCACAUUUUUCGAAAAAUGUCAAAACUGUGAACUUCAGCCCAGCUAAAAUUCUUACAAUCAACAUGUCGUAAUUAAAUGUAUGUAGUGUAUGCGUCUUGAUAUUUCACACUGAGCUCUAAUCUGUGAAUGUAGUCGUUGAUUUCUUUUUUCCAGUAAUUUGUAAAUAUCAAACAUUUUUGUGAUAUAAACAUUUCCUUUCCUCCAUUGCUUUUGCAUCUCGUGCCGAAAACGCAGCCAGAGUUGCGCACAAUGUGAAUUAAUAGUUAACUAACGGUCUUUAGUUCUUCGGUCUGUUAACAUUAAAAUAUAUGUUUAGAAUCGUACGACAAAUGAUGUGUGAUAUGUGUGUCUGUAUUUUUUUUGUGUAACUUUAUAAAGGACAAUUGUGAAUGUGCCAAUAAAAUCUGAUUGCGUA
Erpetoichthys calabaricus (reedfish) is the source of this 3466-nucleotide messenger RNA. It is a transcript of the gene arnt2, whose product is annotated as aryl-hydrocarbon receptor nuclear translocator 2. The record is from RefSeq and is a predicted model, not a curated record. NCBI's taxonomy places the organism in Eukaryota, Metazoa, Chordata, Cladistia, Polypteriformes, Polypteridae. Gene Ontology annotation, cellular component: transcription regulator complex; cytoplasm; aryl hydrocarbon receptor complex. Gene Ontology annotation, biological process: regulation of transcription by RNA polymerase II. The transcript is spliced from 19 exons. Gene Ontology annotation, molecular function: RNA polymerase II cis-regulatory region sequence-specific DNA binding; protein dimerization activity; DNA-binding transcription factor activity, RNA polymerase II-specific. Bases 314 to 2473 code for a protein of 719 amino acids.